Molecule: messenger RNA, 1949 nt
Organism: Suricata suricatta (meerkat)
Lineage: Eukaryota; Metazoa; Chordata; Mammalia; Carnivora; Herpestidae
Gene: CCIN
Product: calicin
Exons: 1
Coding region: 121-1887 (588 amino acids)
Molecular function (GO): protein binding
Source: RefSeq, a predicted model, not a curated record
CAGCCCCCCUCCUCUCUGAUCAACUGCUCUGCAAACAACCAUCAAUCUGAAACCCAAAGGUCUGAGAAAGUCUGUUCUCCAGUACCUGCUGCUGAUCUGCCUCAGCCAGCAAGAAGCACCAUGAAGUUGGAAUUCAUGGAGAAAAACUACAACAGCUUCGUGCUGCAGAAGCUGAACAAACAGAGGAAAUGCAAAGAGUACUGGGACAUGUCCCUGACUGUGGACCACCAUGUCUUCUUUGCACAUCGCAACGUGCUGGCUGCUGUCUCUCCACUGGUGAAGAGCCUCAUCUCCAGCAAUGACGUGCAGACCACCGAUGAGCUCUUUAUCACCAUUGACCCCAACUACCUGAGUCCGGCCACGGUGGACCAGCUCCUGGACUACUUCUACAGCGGCAGGGUGGUGAUCUCGGAGCAGAACGUGGAGGAGCUCCUUCGUGGGGCCCAAUAUUUCAACACACCACGCCUUCAAAUCCACUGUAAUGACUUCCUGAUUAAGUCCAUCUGCCAAGCAAACUGCUUGCGCUACCUCUUCUUGGCUGAGUUGUUUGAGCUCAAAGAGGUAUCAGACGUGGCCUACGCUGGCAUUCGUGACAACUUCCACUACUGGGCCAGUCCUGAGGGCUCUAUGCACUUCAUGCGCUGUCCACCUGUCAUUUUUGGCCGCCUGCUCCGAGAUGAAAACUUGCAUGUGCUCAAUGAGGACCAGGCUCUCAGUGCACUCAUCAAUUGGGUGUACUUCCGGAAGGAUGAGCGGGAGAUGUAUUUCAAGAAGUUCUUCAAUUACAUCAACCUUAAUGCUGUCUCCAACAAGACACUGAUGUUUGCCAGCAACAAGUUGAUGGGCAUGGAGAACAGCUCAACCCACACGACCCUGAUUGAGAGUGUCCUUAUGGACCGAAAACAGGAGAGGCCAUGCAGCUUGUUGCGCUACCAGCGGAAAGGGGCCCUGCUUGAUUCGGUGGUCAUUCUAGGGGGCCAGAAGGCCCAGGGCAAGUUCAAUGAUGGAGUGUUUGCCUAUAUUAUCCAGGAGAACCUGUGGUUGAAGCUGUCAGAGAUGCCCUAUCGGGCAGCAGCACUUAGCGCCACCUCUGCUGGUCGUUACAUCUACAUCUCUGGUGGCACCACUGAGCAGAUUUCAGGGCUGAAGACAGCUUGGCGGUAUGACAUGGAUGACAACUCCUGGACCAAGUUGCCAGACCUGCCAAUUGGACUUGUCUUCCACACCAUGGUGACCUGCGGGGGCACAGUGUACUCAGUGGGUGGGAGCAUUGCUCCAAGGCAGUAUGUCUCCAAUAUCUAUCGCUAUGAUGAGCGCAAGGAGGCCUGGUGUCUGGCAGGGAAGAUGAGCAUCCCUAUGGAUGGCACAGCUGUGACCACCAAGGGUGACCAGAAGCUGUACAUUGUCACUGGGCGGUGCUUGGUGAAGGGCUACAUUUCCAGGGUUGGAGUGGUGGACUGCUUUGACACCAGCACUGGGGAUGUGACCCAAUGUGUCACCUUCCCCAUUGAGUUCAACCACCGGCCCUUGCUCUCUUUCCAUCAGGACAACAUCCUCUGUGUACACAGCCACCGGCAGAGUGUGGAAAUCAACCUGCAGAAGAUAAAGGCCACCAAGACAACCACUUUGGUGCCACUCUUGCCCAAUAACUGCCCUUUGGAUGUGUCCCAUGCUAUAUGCUCCAUUGGAGACAGCAAAGUGUUUGUGUGUGGGGGUGUCACCGCAGCCAGCGAUGUCCAGACAAAGGACUACACCAUCAACCCAAACGCCUACUUGUUGGAUCAAAAGACAGGCGAGUGGAAGACCCUGGCCCCGCCACCGGAAGCACUAGACUGUCCUGCCUGCUGUCUAGCCAAACUACCUUGCAAGAUUCUUCAAAGGAUUUAAACAACUUUUUAAGGGGGAGAAUAAGUAAAUGCCUUAUUAUUCACAAUUUAGUGAGAAAAAGA